Messenger RNA from Stylonychia lemnae, 975 nucleotides. The record is from the annotation of a GenBank genome assembly. NCBI's taxonomy places the organism in Eukaryota, Ciliophora, Spirotrichea, Sporadotrichida, Oxytrichidae.
AUGCGGGCUUAAUGCCAUCCUAAGUACUCUGGUAUCACAAUGUUAUGGAUAAGUUAUUUCUUUAUCAACUACCUAGAUUUAAAACUUUAAGGCACAGCAUUCUCCAAUACUAUUACCUAGAUAACAAAUAUUUUAUUGAUGGCUAUUUUUAUCAGCUUCUAGAGAGACCUUAAGGAUGCCUUUUUUUGGCCGAACAAACAAUCAUUUUAUGGACUAUGGGAAUAUGUAAAAUUGGCAUUACCUUCAUUGUUACUUUGGGGUAUUUCUUCAUGGGCCUUUUAGAUAUAGACAAUUAUGAUUAGUACUGUUUCGAAUGAAUUGGCUGCAGCUCAAUCUAUUAUUCAUAAUAUGAUACUUCCUGUUUACAUGGUAACAUUAGGCUUAACAAUGUCAUCGGCUGCUCUAAUAGGAAAAUCAAUUGGCUCAAACAAUAUUCCUUAAGGUAAAGAUAUCUUAAGAGUUUUGAGUAUGAUUGGAAUUUCUUUGGGAAUAAUGUAAUGGUUUACAAUAUUAGUUUUUGGCAGAAAUCUUGCUUCGUUGUUCACUAGUGAUGAGGAAAUCUAAUAAAUCAUUGGAAAUAUAACCUAUUUAAUAUCUUUGAAUACAUUUUUUGAUUCCAAUAAUUCAUGGCUAGUGGGUGUCAUUAGGGGCCUUGGUAUUAUGAAAUAAGCUGCUGUUGGUGUAUUUGUUUUCUUCUAUUUAGUUGGCCUGCCACUAUAAUGCUAUUUGCUCUUUAGUCUCGAACUUGGUAUUACAGCAAUAUGGGGAGGCAUUUUAGUUUCAUAAAUGCUUUGCACCACUUAUUACAUCUUCCUAAUAUUUUUCCACUCAGAUUGGAAUCAAUUAGCCUAAGAAGCUUUUAAAAGGGCUGAAAAUGAAAAGCUGCGGAGAAAGAAAAAGGAUUUAGCUUUUGAAGAUACAUAGGAACAGAUUUAUCGCAAGAUAUCACCAUCUAAAAAUUAUUAAUCCUGCUGA